This is a messenger RNA of Vitrella brassicaformis, 1618 nucleotides long. The record is from the annotation of a GenBank genome assembly. Lineage: Eukaryota; Vitrellaceae.
GUCAAAUAUAAAAUGCAGACAGCGAUACUAUACUUAUCCCACCCGUCUUCAGCUGACCCCCGGCGAGACACACCACGCACCAUUCCUCACACCGCCACCACGCCCGUACACCUGGCUCAUCAAUGACAUCGCGGAGCGUCUGCUGAUCUUGUAAGGUGACCCAGGCGCCCGAAUGGCCACCACCAGGCCCUUCCUGUAGACAUGGCUGGGCUGUCACCUCUGGCUGUACAGCCGGCUGGGGUACUGUGGCCGUGGGUGGGGCGGCAGGGGCGGCCGUGGGGAUUUUCUUGUCACGAAGCGGCGCCGGCUGAAACAAACAGACAAGAAGCUGUACACACGCAUGAGUGUGAGUCAUUGGUUGGCACCGACCCGUCACACGAUCAUUUCACAGGAUCGAAAGGCAGCAGACGCUCCACAGGCGACAGCCUCUUUUGCCGGCUGUUGAUGGGAGCCAGCAGCAGCAUCGGCCGGGGUGCCAUCGGUGGGUCCUCCAGGAUCGGCGACAGUGUGCUGACAAUAAUGGGAAAGGGAGGGGAGAAGGGUGUGGUGGGUGAAGUUGUAUAUGUCAGUGGAAGCGUGUGUGUCUGCCUGCACGUACCCGUUGCUGUCGCAUCGGCGGCCUCCGAUUCCACGAUCUCGGCCGUCAUGUCCGCCACGUAUUCGCGGAACUUGGCCUCACUACAGGCCACGCACAGCAUACACACACACACACACAGAGAGAGAGAGAGAAAGAAAGAGAGAGAGAGAGAGAGAUCAGGUCUCCAUGGAUCCAUCCGUCCCCUCGCUGUCCACCCACCACCUCCCGAGAAGCAGCGCCCGAACGAGCCUCGUUGGCUUCAAGUGAAGGUAGCCCGCCAUGAAUCCCGUGCUCAUGGGGGCCAGCCAGCCGCAUGCCCUUCACCGCCACUCCAUACAGGCGAAGCAGCUCCAUCAACUGCGCCAGCCACGGCACGCUGCCCCCCCGUCUGUCGUGGACGGGCUCCUCGACGCGGAUCUCGAGACUCCGCAUGGUCCCGAUCGUGUCGGGGGCAUCCAGGAGCUUGUGGAUGCUCAUCCACCUGGACUGGGCAAUGAGCUCCUCAUCCUGAUGGAUACAGACACACACACAUCGACAGACAGACAUCAACAGACAGAGAAACCGACAAACGAAUGUGAACAGGGCAGCCCUCUCUCUCUUGCCGAUCCCUAGCUCACUCACCGCAGGCACCGUGACGACCUUCCUCAGCCGCUCCCUCAGCAUCAACAGCCGCUGGAUGUCCUCUUCCGGCCAGUCGUCCCGUGCGAUGCACUUGUCCACCUCUGGCGCGGCGAGUCGGGAGGGCAGCAGGGGGUAGGCGUCAGUGGGGUGGACGGCAUGAUGAUGUAUGCGGGUCCGCUGCUGGCAGAGACAUCAAAUAUAAAAUGGAGGCAGCGAUGAGUCUCCAACCAAUUCCAGCCAUCAGCCGUGGCGUUAUGUCUCGGGGCCCUGACAGUAAGAGAGUGACAGCAGAGAGGGUAUUAUAGUGAGCAUCCACCAGUCCUCCGUUUGCUUCUUACUUGUAAACCCAAAAAUGGGUUUGCCCAUAUAGGAUGGCAGGGCGGGCAAAUGUGAGGGACCACCAGUCCUCUCUCCACACCU